Molecule: messenger RNA, 12493 nt
Organism: Cuculus canorus (common cuckoo)
Lineage: Eukaryota; Metazoa; Chordata; Aves; Cuculiformes; Cuculidae
Gene: PDZD2
Product: PDZ domain containing 2
Exons: 26
Coding region: 419-8464 (2681 amino acids)
Molecular function (GO): cytokine activity
Source: RefSeq, a predicted model, not a curated record
GGGUCCGUCCCGACCAGUUAUGAUGCUGGCUGGAGUGGAAGAAAGUCAGAUUGAGGAAGGAAGAGGCUGCAGUGACUGAGGACAAAACGGUGUGGUGACCGUGGUGGGAAGGAGACACCGCUCCCAGCGGAACCCCGACAGCACCCGGACACCUACAGAAGCUCCUCACCACUUUAUCCAUCAACCAUUCCAUGGGGUUGGGUGUAGUGUGUUGGCACCAAACAUCCUACCUUGACUGUGCUUUUGGUUAAUUAGAGCCCCCCAAACCAUCCCUGUGAGGUUAAAUGGGGCUUGCUUUGGAUCCGCAGCCCCACUCCAGCAUGGCCUCGCGGUCUGCACGGAACCACGGAGGGUGCCAGAGCCAAGAUCUGGAGAACCGAUCGGGGCUGCUGCCGUGAGGGCAUGAACAGGGACAGCGAUGCCCAUCACGCAGGACAACGCGGGGGUCUUCCUCCCCCUCCUGUGCCAGUGGCUGCAGAACAGCCGUCGAGAGGGGGCUGAGGGUGCUGAGCAGCAGCUCUGCCGCUCAGCUGUCCAGAAGCUGAGCGAGUACAUCCAGCUCAACUUCUCUGUGGAUGAGAGCAAACUGCAGUCAGGGAGCUGUGGAACUUCAGAUACAGAGAUCUGCACUGUGUACCUGGCCCAGGAGAUGAGAAAAACUGAGGUUCUUGGGUUAAGCUUUGGGAACAUCCCUGCUCUUGGGGACUAUGGGGAGAAGCGUCGGGGAGGGAAGAAGAGGAAGGGGCACAAGGGACCAGUGCUUGACGUCGGGUGCAUCUGGGUUACAGACUUGAAGAAAAACAGCCCAGCUGGGAAAUGUGGAAGAGUGCGACUGAAAGAUGAGAUCCUUUCCCUGAAUGGGCAGUUAAUGGUCGGCGUGGAUGUCACUGGUGCAAGUUACCUGGCCGAGCAGUGCUGGAAUGGCGGUUUUGUCUACUUGAUCAUGUUGCGCCGCAUCAAGCGCAAAGCUCCUCUUCCUCCCUCCAACGGCAACAACAGCAACAGCUGUGACCCCAAAGCCAAGCCCAACCCUGAACCUGGAGACAGAGCUGCUCAGAAUGGGAAAAGGACCAGGAAGUUUGGGGUCAUCACCAGAACACCUGGCAGCAAGGACAGCAAAGAAAAAUCAGGCUUGGAGCAUGGGAAUGGGCACUGCACCCCGAUGGAGGUGGAGGUUGCUCAGCCAGAGACCUCUGAAGCUGAAAGCAAUGGGGAAGAGCAGCUUCGGGGCACUGGGGCACAGUACUGGUGCCGGCUGUCGGAUGGUGGUGUGCCAGACAUCGGUGACCAGUCUGCCCAGCGAGAAGGUUGCCGCGUUUGGAAGAUGCACAUCCUGAAGGGGACAGACGGUCUGGGAAUCCAAAUAACAGGAGGCAGAGGGUCGAAGCGGUCCCCUCACAGCAUUAUCAUCACCCACGUGGAGGAAGGCGGCUCCGCACACAGGGAUGGCAGGCUUACGGUGGGUGAUGAGCUCCUCAUGAUCAACGGGCAAUCCCUGGUUGGACUCUCCCACCAGGACGCCGUCGCUCUCCUUCGCUCAGCUGCUGGCCUGGUGCAGCUGGUGGUCGCUAGCAAGGAGUCUCCUGAAGAGGAUUUUUUGAAGUAUCCGUCUACAAGUUUACCAGACUUGCUUAGCACUUGUUCAGUCCAAGACCCUCCCUCUUGCACUGACAAUAAGGAAAAUGAAGAGCCAGAAGAAGAAGAGGUGAAGGGAGUGAACAUGUCUCCUGAAACACUGGUCGCUGUGAUGGAGACAGAGAAGUCUCAAGAUCCGGCUUGUGCAGAAGUGUCCAAAGGAAACAACCAGAGUCCUACUCUGGCAAGUGGAAUAUUGAAAUACAGAAGUCGGUCCCAAGGUGGUGGAUCCCGCUUGGAGUCUGUGGGAGAAGACGAUGAGCUGACAGUGGAAAACGGUGAAUCAAGUUAUGAAAUAGCAGUGAAAUAUUCCCGAGGUGGAAGAAAGCACUCUCUGCCCCAGCAGCUGGAGUCAGUGGGAGCCAGGCAGGACUACCAUAUUGUGAAGAAAUCCACCCGUUCCUUCAGUGCUGCCCAAGUAGAAUCUCCAUGGAGACUGACCCAGCCAUCGAUCAUUUCCAACAUCGUCCUGAUGAAAGGGCAAGGCAAGGGCCUUGGAUUCAGCAUUGUGGGAGGACAGGAUUCUGCUCGUGGACGCAUGGGUAUUUUCGUGAAGACUAUAUUCCCCAAUGGAGCAGCGGCUGCUGAUGGAAGGCUUAAAGAAGGGGAUGAAAUUCUAGAAGUUAAUGGAGAAUCUCUACAAGGACUGACUCAUCAGGAGGCCAUUCAGAGGUUUAAGCAACUCAAGAAAGGAGUGGUGACCCUGACUGUGCGCACACGGCUGCGCAGCCCAAGCCUCACACCCUGUGCAACUCCCACCCUGCUGAGCCGCUCCAGCUCCCCCAGCUCCAGUGCCAGUGGUGGGGCACCACUCCCUGUCCCUGAUGAGGUGGACGGUUUCUCCUCCAAUCGCAAAGGACCUGGCCCAAAGGACAGGAUCGUCAUGGAUGUGACACUCCAUAAAGAGCCAGGGGUUGGGCUGGGCAUUGGAGCCUGUUGUCUGACUCUGGAAAACAGUUCUCCAGGGAUAUACAUUCACAGCCUGGCCCCAGGAUCAGUGGCUAAAAUGGAUGGCAGAUUAAGUCGGGGUGACCAGAUCCUGGAGGCGGAUUCGGUGAGCCUGCGUCAUGCGGCUUUAAGUGAAGCCUAUGCUAUUCUGAGCGAAUGUGGUCCAGGUCCAGUCAGCCUUAUCAUUAGUCGCCAUCCUAACCCAAAGGUUUCUGAGCAGGAGAUGGAUGAAGCAAUUGCACGUACUACCCACCGAGAGAGCAAGGACACCACCUCCUCUCAUGUCACAGGAGUUGUACAGAAAAGCCCAUCUCCGAGUGUGAAGGCCAAACAAGGAGAGACCUCAUCUCCCCUCAGCUGGACUAUGAAACGCUUCCUGGAGCCAGCAAGCCGGCAGGGAUCUGUCAGCUCCGAGGCAGAGCUUUCCCAGUACUUCUCACACGACGGUACAAGCCAGCUGCCAUUUUCUGAUGCUGUAGCUGGCUCCUGCGAUGAAGAGCAACUCCGUCAGAAGAACAGAAACAGUUUGUUGGAUGAUGGCUCUUUUCUUCCUGGCAACCUGAGUGCUAGAGAAGCAGGAGUGGCAAAAGCAAAUGGUCUGUCUUCUCCAGCUAGUGGGAGAUCAUCCAGCCUUCACAACAAGCAUGUGGAGUCUGUCCGACCUGGCAUCCUCAGUGACAGCCCCAAAUCAGCCCGCAGCCCCUUUCAUCGACAGAGGAGGGUUGUUUUCUAUGAUGGUGACGUUAGUGAUGAUGAUGAAAGUUCCCACUCGCAAAGAAGCCAGAGGGCCAAGAACCAGGAGGAUGCUGGCAUUGUUAUUGCAACCUCAUCUGUAGAAAUUGAUGAUGAGAGCCAGGACAGCGAGUCACACAGAUAUAGUGGCAUGGAGACAUCUUCCCCUGUCUUCAGCAACACAAUGGAGUCUGCAAACAGCACGCUGGAGCAAGUUGACUCUCCUUUCUUCCCCAUCAUAGCGUUCGAUUACUCAAGCAUGCCUGAAGUUCGUCUUGGCAGCCUGAGUCUGAGGGAGCUCCGGGAAGCACAGCUCGAAUCUAAGAGAUCACCAAAACUUGAGCACAGAGCAGUCACGAGAGUGAAAAGCAUGAUGAGCACUGAGUGCCGCAGCCUUCAGAGACAGAGGAUGGAGGAGCAUGGCUCUUAUAACAAGCCUGUUGCAAGGACACUCCCUCACAGCAAGAAGUGUGAAGCAUCCAAUGGAGCUGGGCAGGGCCAGGGUGAAAUAGUCACUCUAGUUCGCAAUGAGCAUGAGUCGUUUGGCCUGGAUUUGGAAAUCCAGGCCAUGCCCUUAAAGGUUGUUGUCACAGGGCUGCGGCCAGGUGGAGCAGCAGAAAUGGGAUCAAUGGGCAAGAUGGCUGUAGGAGAUGAAAUUACCACCAUCAACAGUAUCCCAGUCAAUAAGAUGACGUACGAGGAGAUCUGCUUGCUUAUGCAGUGUCUUCCCACAUCCGUAACCCUGGAGAUCCAGAAAGCAGCAUCAGCUGUCAACAGAUUUACAAACCUCAUCCUGUCUCCAGGGGUGGACAGUCAAAAUCACACCAGUGUCAACAGCAUCCUUGCAACUGAGGAAGAACGGAGGGCUGGGAAGAGAGAAGGAGCAGGUUUGCAAAACACUGGUGGCAGCUGUGCAAUGGAGAGGACAACAGUGCCACCUGAUGCCACCAGCAAAGACGUGCAAAGAGGUACCAUGAAAAGCAGCUGUGCAGAGGACUGCACUGCUGUUCCCAUCACCGAUAUCGAUGACUUGCUCAACCAAAUGGGUGCUCCCAAGAGCAGGGCUUCACGCACUCCGUCACGAGCAGAAAGCCCCCUCCGAGAUGAGUAUACCACAAUGUGCUGCUGUGGGACUGAUGAAGGCUGUCCCGGUCCUGAGCCACAACCAGCCAAGGAAGAGCUGCUGGAAAAAACAAUGAAUUGUGGAACUAAUGCACAAGGAGUUUUGGGGCUAUCUGCGUUGGACUCCAUUAACACAGGCAAACUUUUUACUGUGAAUAAAAACUCUUUAAAUAACUAUUCUAGGAAUUUUAGCAGUUUAAAUGAGGAUGAGUUGCCUGCAGCAAACUCUCUGGACUGUAAAAGAAGUGACCUGUUUCCAAAGUCUAUGUAUGGGGCAGCAGAGGAUUCUCACUCGGACACAGAGUCUGUCACAGAAACCUUUGAUAGCGCUGAGGUGUUGUUUGGGCCAUGUGCUGCUGCUAAUGCCCCUGCAGUCUGUACUGUAACGGAGUCAGAUGAGGAGCAAAUUGAGAUUUGUUGCAUGAAUGAGGAGCUGCAAAAGCCCACACAGAAGCAGCCUCUUGCAUCUGCAAUAAAGUCAUCUUCUGUCUCCCAUUUGCACUCUUACAGCAGCAAAGUUUUGCAGACUGAAGGCUGUGCAGUAUGUGGGUCAUUGGAGACAAGAGUCAAUAAGCUAGGCUUGGAGGAUUGUGAUGGUCCCACUCAGUGUCCCUCACAGUGUUCAGAUAUGUCCUCGGCAUCCUUGUGUUCUCCUUCCUCAGUUUUUCUGCCAGAAAAAGACAUCCUAAAGAAUUCAGUCAGCAAUCCUGAAGUUUACUCUCUGUGUAACAAUGGUGCCUUAAGUACAGAAGAACAGACAGAUUUGGGGAAUGGUAAUGGACAUAUGAAAUGCUGUGAAUCCAUUGAAGAGGGAGGGUCUCUGCACUGCAAAAAGACGAGCUUUGGUUCUGCUCAAAAUGUCAGUGGCUUAGAGAACAACUUACUUGAGAAAGAAGGAUAUCGUGGUGAACAGAGAUCCAGAUCUGGAAUUGAAACAUUGGUUGAUGACUGUAAUCAUCCUGUUAGUUACUGCUUGGUGAAGAAAGAAAUCAAUGGUUUGUCCAGCUUGUCUAAAGCAGACAGCAAUCAUGUGAAUGCAUCGUCACCAAGAGCAAUAUCCCUCAGGUCUCCCUUUCCCACUAGGUCUAAAGAUCCAAAGGCUAACACAACUCAUGACUUGCCAGGGAAAAAUGAGAAAAUUAACUCUGUGACUUCAGGAAGGACUUCAAAUGGAAAAGUCCAAAGCUCAGGCACAAAUCACUGCAAAGGAACUGCAGUACCACACAGCCCAUCCUCACAGAAGAAAUCCUGUCAGGAAUCUAAGGGAAUGGCACAAAAAAGUAUAGUGGAUACCCUUUUAAUUAACCAGAAGACCAAAGCAGGACCAAAGCUAAAGGGGUUCACCAUCAAAAGCAAAGCAAAGGUAAAUUCAGAUUCUUCUGGCAUUAAUCAUACCAAAGUCAGUGGAGCUGAUCAGAAGAGAAUUUCCGUUUCUCCACAGCUGUCCCCUAAACUCCUGGGGAAGAAAACACCAGUGUCCCGUAAUUCACCUACAAACCCAGAUCCUGGCAAGAGCAUUUCAGUUGUCUCAAGAACUCUGAAGCCAGAGCUAGAAAAUAAACCAUCACUGGUAAUUACUGAAGAUUCAGUUCUGCCUGUCCUGAAUGGCGCAAGCUGCCCAGCAGUGACUGGUGAAAUGAAGUGUGGUUGUGGGGAGCUAACAGGCCUGCAGCAGACAUGGGAAAAGUCAAAAGAAAAGCAAGUUUCCAUGCAGCCUGUGGUGUGUCAGGGUAAGGUUGCUAAGGCAGGUGAUUUCAGAGCCAGAGACAGUCAGUCCAAAGUCACUUCAUCUCCUCAGGGGAUACCAGAAGUUGAGUAUGUGAAAGGGAAGACUGAGAACCCUGGAACAGGCCUGAACAUGAUCAAAAGCAUCUACAGUGCAGAUGACAUUAGGCAAUUAGAUCUGCAAAAUGAAGGACUAUCUGCUGGAGGCUCUUCUUUAUUGAGGUCCUCCUCAGUUCAGCAGGAACAGCUGGAAGGGCAGGAGAUCCAGCGCACUUUCAUUGAGGUGAAGCUUUCCUCCUCCUCUUCCUCCUCCUCCUCCUCUGCAUCUUCCUCACCAGCAUCAUUCUUGCAGCUGCCACUGAUUGAGAAAACACAAGAGGCAAACGCAGAAGUGCCUCGGCUGACUGAGGAGAUGGGGACCAUGCAGUAUUUCUCAAAAGCGGAUACCACUGGAGACAGAAAUCUCUAUGGCUUGUCGAAACCUGUGACAAGGACUUACUCGAUGCCAGCCCAGUUAUCGGGUCACUUGAGGGAGGAGUCUCCUGUUGCAGAAGUUCACCCUGCACAAGGACCCCAGGGCUAUGCUGCAGAGGAGAAGGCAGCAACAGGGAUGUUAAAAAUGGUCCAUCUCAACCCACCAAAUGGCCAGAAUGGGAAGGAGCAGGCGUACACCUCCAAAAGCACCCUGAGGGUCCAUGAUACGUCCUCCUCCAGCAGUGACAUUAGCUGCCCUGCCACCGAUAAGCUGAGGAAUUUCAAGAGGAAUUACUACUACUACGAGUUGAACUGGCCGCAUGAAGCUACCUCAUCCUUCUCUGUCAAACAGAGGAUCAAAUCCUUUGAAAAUCUGGCAAAUUUCGACAGGCCCAUUGUGAAAGCCAUUGAUAUACACUCAGCUGCAAGAUCCCCCCUCGCCAGGAGGUCCUGUGGUGGGAUAAUCACCACUGCCAGCCCUGCUGAGAUGCCGCGGGCUUUGCGGCGCAGCUUGAGCUCCUAUGGCAGCAGCCCAAGCCCGGCCAACACCACAGCCAAAUCUCCCGUCAACACAGAGCCCGUGCGUGUGGCUGAGGGGGGCAAGGGGGAAGGAAAGCCCCAGAGGAGCGGGGAAGGUGGUGCUGGGGCAGAUGUGGCCGCUUUUCCCACCUCAGCCUCCCAGGCUCGCCGCAACCGGGGUCUGGGGCGGCCGCCCCUGUCACGCUCCAGGCUGCGGGAGCUGAGAGCCCUCAGCAUGCCUGACCUGGACAAGCUGUGUGGAGAGGGCUUCUCGGGGCCACAACAGCCCGCCUGCUUCAAGACGGAGCUGGAAAUCACACCCUGCAGAUCCCUUGGCAUGCCCGCCCGGAGUGACGCAGCCCCGCCAGCCCGCUGCAGCCACACUGAGAUGGGUGCGAUGGGUGCCAGCAGCCCUCGGGACUGUGGCACAGGGACCCUGGGAUCUGCCUCGGAUGAUGACGCACCCCAUGGCAGCUCUCUGGAUGGGGAGCACUCGGGAAACUGCUGGUCCAUCAGCUUGGAUCAGCUGCUUGUCUCAAACCUGGACCAGCAAAAACUGCAAUCUGUUUUGUCAGCAGUAGUACCAAAAUGUGACAUUCCAGCUAUGCUCCAAGAGGUCAAAGCACAAGUAAAGAGUAAAGAAGACACGUACUUCGUAGUCUUGCACAAAGAAGAAGGAGCUGGCCUGGGAUUUAGUGUGGCUGGAGGAAUAGAUCUGGAACAGAAAUCAGUCACAGUGCACAGAGUGUUUUCAAAAGGAGUGGCAUCUCAGGAAGGGACUAUUCAUAGAGGAGAUCUUGUUCUGUCCAUCAAUGGCAAGUCCCUUGCAAACUCAGUCCAUGGGGAUGUCCUGAAUGCUCUUCAUCAGGCAAGACUGUACACUUAUGCGGUCAUUGUCAUCCAGAAGGAAAAAAACAAAGCAAACAAUUCUUCCAGACUUGAAAUAUCAGCUACUGGCAGAAAAUGCGUGGGGUCCGGAAAGGAUGUUUCCAUGGAAAUACGAACAGAUCCAAACCUGGAUAUGGAUGAUGUCAUCUGCGUUGAAUUAUUGAAAACCUCUGCUGGCUUGGGAUUCAGUCUUGAUGGUGGAAAAGCUUCCAUUGCUGGAGACAGGCCCUUACUUGUAAAAAGAAUAUUUAAAGGUGGUGCUGCAGAGCAAUCUGGAAACAUAGAAACUGGAGAUGAAAUUCUUGCUGUUAGUGGAAAAUCAUUACUUGGCCUCAUGCAUUAUGAUGUGUGGAACAUUAUUAAGUCUGUGCCAGAGGGCCCUGUUCAGCUACUAAUCAGAAAACACAGAACUUCGGUGUGAUGGAAGCACUACCUCUAAUCACACUUGCUAAGACAAAACGUUUAAAACUGGCUAGAAGCUGUCUUUGUUUCUAAAGCCACACAAAAGUGUCUUAACGCUCUUCAGAGAGGUGCUAAGAGCCCCGGAGAACCACUGAGCAAGCAUAUGAUGAGCAUCACAAAAUCUCACCUAUUUAUGGAGGAUGAAGGAAGCCAAAUGUUACAGACAUUUUUGUAUUACAUGGCAGUUUUAAUGAAACUUCAAGACCUCUCCUGGGUUUGGUUUAAAGUAUUUUGACUGAGGCAAAUAACCCUGUGCCUGUUCCUGGUAUUUUUAGUAUCUGCAGAGGGUUGGGAGUAUAACUUGUUGGUUGCCAUCCUGUUGACGAGGAUGGGUAUUUAGACUGUACUAUAUGACUUAGCUAUAAUAAGACUUCAGGACACUUACUAAGGGUCUGAUCCUUUUUUGUUGUAAUAAGAGAAUGUCUGGAACAGUCUCACUUUAUUCUUCUAAGUGCAGUUUUGCUAAAAAAUGCAUGACAAAAAAGUAUAAUUUUGCACAACUUUUAUGCCUAAAACGAGCAUUUUAUUGCAAAGCUGAAAGUCUUUAGCGAUCACUAAGUACAUCUAAAAGCUGGGCUGCUUUUACUUGGCUGCAAGACGUUUAAGGCUGCCCAACUUGUAACACCCGAGCUUGGAAAAUAGUGGUCUAAAAUGGGGAUUAUAACAGAUUAAAUCUGAACUGGCCUUAUUUGUGGUGGCUUUUAAUCUCUGUUUUUUGUCUUCUCCUGUCCAAUAUUUAUUUUUGCUUGUGUGAGAGUGAGUAAGGGUGUGUGCGUGUAAGAUAGAAGUGCACCCGGCUGUGUCAGGAAUGUGCUGGUGCUGAGGGUUCUGGAUGGUGAAGCUGAAAACAGUGUAGAUGGGAGAAACCAUAGUGUUAGAUACAGCAAAACUGAAAGGGUUGCAAUGCCGCAGGUGCUUCAUUUGGAUCUUCUCACCUCUACUCACAGUAGAGGCAUUGGUAGUGGGCCAUGCUGCUGAGUGUUAUUUAUAGUCUGCUGUGUUGGGAGGAGAGUGUAUGGGUGCAAGAGAUUAGACUCUGUUAUUGCUCUUCCUACAUCUGGGAUAGCUAAACAACAUGAGAUGCACGAGGAGGUGGGCCAGUGUCCUUAUCAGCUGAGCACAAGUUGUUUGUUCUAGACUGCUCAAGUUGUUUGUCACGUUAAGCUGGAGACUGCUUGCAGCCCGUGUGCCCAGAGUGAGGAACUGUCAGUCUGGAGACGGUCCAAAUCUGAAGUGCUGCCGUCUUUUAUAGUGAGCCAAGACACUGUGUAGCUGUUACAAAAAGGCCUGGCCCUACCCCAAGAUCAUACUAUCGUUCAGUUUAUUUACGUUUAUUCAACAGUGCUUGGAGCAAUCGAUUCCAGGUUAGUGGAGCACUCACUUUGGCUAAUUUCUGUGACAGCUUAAUUACUGCAACUCGUGAUGUGCAGAGGAAAAUUCAGUUCUGCAAGGCAACCCAAGUCCAGGCGAGCAGAAAAAGUGUGCAAUGUUUGCCUAGAAAUGAAUAGAUUUAAUUCUUUUUCAAUGAAAUGUUAGCAUGUGAAUCCAGGGAGAGAUGCAACUUUGGUUACAAGGGAAGGCAAUAAUGUACAUGGUCCUACAGCUUCUUUGCCUGCAGGAUUUCUCUUGAAACUGGUUCAGGUUCAGUGCUGUGAAAUGACUGUGGAAUUGGGUCCCCUGUGGUGCCAAAGCUCAACUGCUCUAUUGGGACUGGUCCUUGCCUCCGGUCACCUCCUUGGUGGGAGAGGCUUCUGGGUAGAAUGCAGCACUUUGGGUCAGAGGACCGCAAUAAGGUUGCAGGGUUGUGCUGGGAUAACAGAGAUUACCCCUGCACGUGUCCUGAAAAAACAGGGAGAAGACAUUUGGCAAUGACAAUUAAAUGACAAGGCCUUGUUGAGGAAGGACCAAAAUCUGAUUGUAAUAGAGUGUAUAAUAAAUACAUAAAAUGCAUGUGGAAUUUAAUGCAGCAUAGUGAAUACAUACCUGUAUACAUAUAAUACGUACAAGUGCAGUGCUGAGUUUUUGCUACUUUAAUGUGGUGAAUCACAAUUGUGUUUUAGAAAAAGGAAUUUCUUUCAGUCCACAUUUUAAAGUUUUGGAGGUUCCAGUGCAGGAAGGUGUAUGUCUCCUUUGCUGCUAAACCAGUGUGAGCUCAAAGGUAAAGUCUUUGUUUUGUAAAUUAAACUUAAUUUGAGGUGUCUUAAGAUGAUACGUGGUGAAUAUUUUCAGAUGCUUGUUUGCAGGUACUGUUCAUUGUGAGUGAUUUAGAAUGCUUUCAUUUUUCAGUAAUCGAAUACUGUUCGGUAUUUUAUUUUACAUGCACGUAGAUAUGUAUUGGCUGAGUAACAGCAAAAAGGCGGGGAUUUUUGUGUGUGGUUCAGUAGUGGCUAUAAUUUAAAAGAUAGGAUUAAUGUUUUAAGUCUGGUAGUUACUAUGGGUAGAAUGAUGCAUUUCUCUAAGUAACAUUACAGCAAGAAAAAUAAUAGUAUUUAACCCUGAUUGUUUCUGUUCCUGAAAAUACGUUUAUUUUGUGAACGAACCGGAAACAUCUUUACUGAAUGCUACCAGUGUUGAUUUGAUUACAGUAGCAUUUCCUGAUGUCUCUAUUGGGGUGAAAUUCCCCAAAAAAGCCCCAGAAUUUAUGCGAUAUGGGUCUGCUUUAUUACAAACAGGAUAGAUAGACCAAACAGAUGUAGUGAACCUUUGGUAAUGCACCUGGCAAAGUAAAUGUUUAAAUUUUCUGAGAGCCUGGUCACACCAAAACGACAAGAGGGUGUGGCAUUAGCUCAUCAGUAUUUAGUAGGUUCUUGAGCAUUUUCGACCUUGCUGUUUGCAUGUUGGUCCCCACGGUGAUUCUUUGCCAUGCUGAGGGCUGGCCAAGCUCUAGGAGAGCCGUGACUCUUCAGAGACACCUAGCUGCAUCUUGGAAGACCGAAAAAUCAGGAUGAAAUUGUGGUCUUUGUCCAAAACUCUUCACCAGGGACCUGAAGGCAUUCCAGAUAAGGUGAACUUGCUCUGAAAUGGAGAAGAUACAGUGGAGGGCUUUGCCGCUUAUAGGCCUGAGGCAGCUCAGGAUGCACAACCUGGAUAUGAAUGCGAUACUGGUGCGAUACUACCAUUGCAUAUUUUGCAGCCUUUUUGUGGCUGGAAGCUCUUUCCAGCUUCUUGUGGGGAUAGAAUCUGUAUUAAAAAAACUGUGAGAUGAGGCCUAAGUUAGGGAGGGAGCAACAUCUGAUCAUUUUCUUGCUAAUAAGAAAGAAUAUGAGGGCAGGUAAGUGUUAAUAAAUUGUUGAGUGAUUCAUGUUUUCUAAUGAUCCUCACAGUUAACCCUAGUUAGUGUUCUGCAGUGGUUCUUGUCCAAAUCCGAUGGAACUAUUCCCAGAUGGGAAUGUUUACCUGCUUCUACAUUUAGGGUAUGUAAAUGUAUACGUGGAAAUAUUGAUCAGGAGUAGACUAGUUCAUGUGAGAAAAUGGAUCCCACCCUAGGUAGGUUUUGUGUGUUAGGCUGAUACACCUAUUGUAUGAUACUGUAUAUUUACACUUCUAUUUAUAUAAUAAAACUUCUUUUAAGGAAAACUGUUUAAUAUGCCUUGUAUAUUACAAAAAAAGUGAGUGCAAUAACAUGAAAUAGAUUGUACAUUUUUCAAUUUGCUGUCUCUGUUAUGUAAAUCUGUAUUGCCAUAAACUGUUUUGUUUGGGGAUAUUAGUGAUUUUGAAAAUAAAUGGUAUCCUUAGUACUCCUCUAGGUAGUUAUUUCUGUCUGCAGUUGAAACGGGCAUCGCAUGGACAAGGUUGUCCUGGAGAGCACAAUCAAAGACUAAGUGUUAAUGCUGUCCAAAUGUGCAUCUAAGCUGUUAAAUACCUUCUAAGCUGUUAAAUAUCUAAGUUGGCAAACUUACAAGUUCUCUUGUAAGAACUGUUAUUCAGCAUGAAGAGGCUUAAUGCAUUUAUUAGAAGGUGUUUUAUAGGACCUGCUUAGGUAUCUUGA